CAGUCAAUAUUAUUGUGUUGUUUGCGGCAGAGUAAAUUAACUAGAAAAUUUCUAAUUUUCUACAUUUCCUGAAAAUUUAUAAGAGAAAAUGGGCACCAAGAGACCCAGCAAUAGUUUGGUAUUGGCCCAAGAGUCAAAGCGUAGUAAAAAUGAUAUCGUAGCCUAUACAAAUCGGGAUAAGGCCCUCUUGGAAUCGGGUGUACGUAGGACAUCCAAUUUACAGGCACCCAUAAUGCAGUUAGAAGGACAUGAGGGAGAGAUAUUCACCACAGAAUUUCAUCCAGAAGGCGAACUUUUAAUGUCCUCCGGUUAUGACAGACAGAUUUACAUUUGGCAAGUCUAUGGCGAUUGUGAGAAUGUGAUGGCCAUGUCGGGUCAUAGUGGUGCCGUAAUGGAGGCACAUUUCAAUACAGAUGGCUCGCACAUAUUUACCUGUUCCACAGACAAAACGCUGGCCAUUUGGGACAUUGUGACAGGCCAACGUGUUCGUCGUCUGAAGGGACAUAACAAUUUUGUCAAUAGUAUGCAGGGCUCGCGACGUGGACAACAAUUUCUAUGCUCUGGGAGCGAUGAUCGUACAAUUAAAAUUUGGGAUGCCCGUAAAAAACAUGCGGCUCAUACUCUGGAAUCCCCCUUCCAGGUCACAGCGGUGUGUUUUAGUGAUACUGGUGAUCAGGUCAUUAGCGGUGGCAUUGACAAUGAGCUGAAGAUCUGGGAUAUACGCAAACAACAGGUCCUACAUCAUUUACGUGGCCACACGGACACCAUUACGGGAAUGUCCCUAUCACCCGAGGGUGAUUUUGUGCUCACCAACUCAAUGGAUAAUUCUUUAAGAGUCUGGGAUGUUCGGCCAUAUGCACCGGGCGAACGUUGUGUCAAAGUCUUCCAGGGACAUCAGCAUAAUUUUGAAAAGAAUUUACUUCGUUGUGCUUGGUCGCCGGGCAGCGAUAAGAUAUCAUCAGGCUCUGCGGAUCGACAUGUAUACAUUUGGGAUGUGAAUACACGAAGGAUUCUGUAUAAAUUACCUGGCCACAAUGGCAGUGUUAAUGAUGUGGAUUUCAGUCCACGUGAACCUUUAAUAUUGUCUGCCUCUAGCGAUAAGACUUUGUAUCUGGGUGAAAUUGAAGACUAGUCUCAAAUGACAUUUUUUAACAACCAUUCAUAAAAACUUUAAAAUAAAAACAAACAUGUAAAAAUUGA
Molecule: messenger RNA, 1200 nt
Organism: Drosophila willistoni
Lineage: Eukaryota; Metazoa; Arthropoda; Insecta; Diptera; Drosophilidae
Product: U5 small nuclear ribonucleoprotein 40 kDa protein
Exons: 3
Coding region: 89-1132 (347 amino acids)
Cellular component (GO): catalytic step 2 spliceosome
Molecular function (GO): RNA binding; protein binding
Source: RefSeq, a predicted model, not a curated record